AUGCUACAGGGUGAGUGCUCCCAGAGGUGCUACAACAUCUUUGUGCUGGAAACAGUCUGUGUGGGCUGGUUCUCCCUGGAGUUCCUGCUACGUUUCAUCCAGACGCAGAGCAAGUGGACGUUCUUACGCACACCCCUCAACAUCAUCGACGUGGUGGCCAUCCUGCCCUAUUACAUCACUUUGAUAGUGGACUCACUGUCUGUGGGCGACCGUCCCACCGGCUCAGGAAACAACUACCUGGAGAAGGUGGGAUUGGUCCUGCGAGUUCUUCGAGCAUUGCGGAUCUUCUACGUGAUGCGUUUAGCACGUCACUCUUUGGGGCUGCAGACACUUGGGUUGACCGUACGUCGCUGCACUCGAGAGUUCGGACUGCUCUUGUUGUUCCUAUGUGUGGCCAUGGCACUCUUCUCUCCGCUGGUCUUCCUGGCAGAGAGCGAGAUGGGCGCCAAGCAGGAGUUCACCAGCAUCCCCGGGAGCUACUGGUGGGCAGUCAUUUCGAUGACGACGGUUGGAUACGGUGACAUGGUUCCUCGCAGCAUUCCAGGCCAGGUGGUGGCACUCAGCAGCAUACUGAGUGGAAUCCUGCUCAUGGCAUUCCCAGUCACAUCCAUAUUUCACACUUUUUCACGGUCCUACCUGGAGCUUAAAGAGGAACAGAAUCGGGCCACACGGCACAAGCCCGAUUCACAAGACAGCACCAAGUCCCAAAACAGUGAGGAUUCACAGGACACUGACAGUUCCUUACAUGGAAUCACAGAGACCGCCGCAGUUGGUGCGCAUCACCGCAGAUUCGUAGCUGUGGCAAGUCAAGGAGCACCACAGGUCAGGAGAUCUCUAAAGUCGUAAUGCAAACUGCUGACUGUAAGACUAAGAGGAAAAAAACAUUUACAAAGACAUGCUACAGGUGAUUGGCCAUAAAUAGUACCUGUAUAAUCAGGUGACUUGACAAUAAUAGACAGUGGGAAAGGGAUGUUAAAAUGGACAGGUUUGCAUGUCCAAAGCACAAUUAUUGAAAGAGAUG
Messenger RNA from Sinocyclocheilus anshuiensis, 1021 nucleotides. Its product is annotated as potassium voltage-gated channel subfamily G member 2-like. The transcript is spliced from 2 exons. NCBI's taxonomy places the organism in Eukaryota, Metazoa, Chordata, Actinopteri, Cypriniformes, Cyprinidae. The record is from RefSeq and is a predicted model, not a curated record. Bases 1 to 846 code for a protein of 281 amino acids. Gene Ontology annotation, biological process: potassium ion transmembrane transport; action potential. Gene Ontology annotation, molecular function: voltage-gated potassium channel activity. Gene Ontology annotation, cellular component: voltage-gated potassium channel complex; membrane.